UCGUUCAAGUGUCCAACACCGCAUCAAACUGCCCAGUCUUGAUCCUCACGAGCACAUACAUAACGUCAAUUACCCCUGUACCCUAGACAAAAUCGGCAAAACCCCAAGGAACUUUGUAAUCGCUUGAUAAAAAAACGCACACUCCGUUCUUUGAGACAAUCCAUUGAAAUCAGUGAAGCAGUUGUCAUCUCCCCAAAGCGAAGUGUCGCACUUUGAGGUUAAUUUCUCUUACUGUUUGAGGCUUCGAGACGGUGAAAUCGCCGGGCAAGUGGCCCCCAAAGCCCUUAAAUUACUGUCGAAUACUCAAUGAUCAGAUAAAAACGACAACUGAAUAACUCAAUUAUUAUUUUUCCACUGGAAUUAUUGUGCUGAGGGUAGAAUAGAUGAUAGAGGGUGGGUCCAAGGCGUUAGGACGUGUCAGUGUAUUCGGAAUUUUGAUCCACGAUUAUUUUUUACUGAAUCAUGGAUACUGAUGUCGAAUCGUGUUUAAAGGAUUGGAAUGAUCUUGCAACGGAUUUCAAGGAGCUGGAGAAAAAAGGGUUUGGGAGGGAACAUCUGCCGAACUUGGCCUUUGGUCACUUGACAUCUUUGCCCUGACAUCAAUUAUUAACAAGAGAAUGUUGGUGUAUUUUUCAGGAUAAAAUAGUUCCACAGGUGCAACAAACGUCAAAGACUUUUAGGAUUAGAAGUAGUGAAGAAGCAUGAAUUUGCAAAAUCCAAAAUACAUUAUUGAUCAUUUACAUAGUUUUCCACGCUCUCAACAGGGAAUACGUGGCCAAAUUGGAAGAACUGGCCGAGCUUCAGGGGAAGUGCAUCAAUGGAAUUUCCCAUCAGAGGUAUCGCAUGGGAGUCAUCUCCAAGUCUCUCAAGCAAAUGCAAGUGAGUGAAGAACGUCACAAAUUGAGAAAAGACAUGGAGAGAAGAGAGGAGCAAUUGCAUGAAAUGGAACAAACAUUACCAAAGGCCAAUGGCACGUAUUUAUCAAUUAUUCUCGGCUCAGUCAAUGUAUCAAUAUUGAACAAAGAUGAGAAGUUCAAGUACAAAGACGAGUACGAGAAGUUUAAGUUGGUACUCUCUGUUAUUGGGUUUAUCUUGAGCGUCAUUAAUUUAUUUACCAAUGUCAGAACCCUUGAAUUGAGCUUCAUGUUUCUCCUAGUAUGGUACUACUGUACAUUAACGAUACGCGAGAGCAUCCUGAAGGUGAACGGUUCCCGAAUAAAGGGCUGGUGGCGUUUUCACCAUUUUUUGUCGACAGUUGUAUCUGGUGUUUUACUCGUGUGGCCUGAUACUGACCCCUGGUACGCAUUUCGAGGGCAAUUUAUGUGGUUCAACGUUUAUAUCAGUUUCGUUCAAUAUCUCCAAUUCCGCUAUCAAAGUGGAGUUCUCUACCGUUUGAAAGCCCUGGGUGAGCGUCACAACAUGGACAUAACCAUCGAAGGGUUUCACUCGUGGAUGUGGCGAGGCCUAUCAUUUCUCCUCCCAUUCCUCUUCAUAGGUUAUUUCUUUCAAUUGUACAAUGCCUACACGUUAUACCGCCUGAUGUCUCAUCCCGAAGCAACCUGGCACGUGCCAGUGCUCGCAGUGAUGUUCUUCAUUCUCUUCCUCGGCAACGCCAUCACAACAAUACUCGUUGUACCCCAGAAAUGGCAGGACAGAUUCAGGAGUCAAUUACCAGAUGUUUUUAAUUUCAAGAAUGAUAAAAGAAAGAACUCACUGGUCAAGGAGGAGCUCUCCCAAGACAAAAACUCGAUGAAAAAGAGUGAUGAGACUACUCAACAUCAAGAGAAGAAAUUGAAUUAAUUUAUUCAUUGGUUAUUAGGUAAUUUAAUGGGAUUAAGCGAAUGUUUUAUUCGUAUUCUCUUCAUUUUUCUUCUCAGUUUUUCUUGUAAUUUUUGGAGAUGAUUUACAGUGCUUUCCUCGGCAUAAUAUUCGAUGUCAAUUAAUAUUGCAUAAUAUAGUAAUAUAUUUUUUUUUAUUAUGCUGUUGGGUGGAAAUAGUUUCGAUGGGGAAGUGGUAGAACAAAUGAGAUAGUUUGUUUUCUAAUGAUUUUUUUAUGAAGAUGUUAAGAUCUGGGGGGGUGAGUGGGUCUAGGGGGAAUGGCAGGGGAUUUUUAUGGUAGACAAUCAAUUCUUUUACUGUUUUUAAUUCAAAUCGAUCAUGAAUAAGGUAAAUUUUGUUUUAAUAGCGAUUGAUAAAUUGAACAAGUUAAUUGUUAUUGGUUAAUUCUGACCAUUUUUAUGAAUUUGUUAUCUAAUUGUUAUUGAUUUGUAAAAUGAUUCCAAUUUAAAUCUCGAAAAAUCCAUUCUUUGGAAGACAAUGUUGAAAAAUAUUUUCUCUUAGAACCAUUCAUUACCGAGGUAAUUUCAUCAUUAUCAGUUAACAUUAUGAAUCUUCUGUCCUAAUAUUUCUAUGUUCGGUUAAAGGAGGUCGAAAUAAUUAUUAUUUUUUAUUAUUUUGGUAAAGAAUGGAAUUGUCUUGGGGAUGAGUGGCUUUAGAGAGAAUGAUAGGAAAAGUUUUUUGUCAUAAAUUUUGGACAUAAAUGAAUCGUUUAUGAAAUAUUCGCAAAUUAGAGAAACUUGACAAAUUAACAACGCUAGUUUUGAUUAAUUACUUAUUUUUAUCUCAAUAAAUGCUGAUUUUGAAAUUAUCAACAUUUAAAUCGUGAAAACUUGCUUCUUUUCAAGGAAUUAAUGAGAACUAUUUGUCUUCAGGGCCACUCAUUUGCGAGAUCACUCCAUUAUUAAAAAUUAUGAAUUUUCUUCCUUGAUUUUUUUUCCACGUUAAAUGAAGUGGAAUAGAAGAAGUAGUUUCUUCUUGCUUCCGAAUGGAAGCUUUGUAUUUGAUCGAUUUUUCAAUUCUAUAAUUUUUUUCGAAUUACUUUGGUAAAAAAUGGAAAGAUUUGGGAGCGAGUGGAUUUACGGGGUGACCGGCGAUUUUCUUUUUUUAGACAUUCGUCAAUCGUUUGCUGUUCGUUCUCAAAUCUAUUGUUAACGCGAUUAUUUCAAAGUAAAAUUGGAUUAAUUAUUAUCUAAUAAUUACUAUUGAGAUUAAAAUUUUCUGAAUUUCAAAUCGCGAAAUAUUGUUUGGAAAACAAUGGUUGGAAAUAUUUAUUCUUAGGAUCACUCAUUACCAGGAAACAUCUUCAUUACUAAAAAUAACAAAUGUUUUUUCUCUUUUUUUCUACACUCUUCUACUUUUAAAAAUGUCAGGAAACAUUUUUGGUCCGAAAUUUAAUUAUCUGACUAAAAGUAUUCUGACAUUUUUUCUCUCUUUUCGAAAGUUAUCUAGAUUAUCUUUCAAUCGAUCAUUUAAUGUAUAAAAUCGUGUCAUUCAAAACUGAUUUUUGGCCAUUCCGAUAUUCGCAAAAAUUAUAAAUACCUAUUUUUUAAAACCUAGAAAAAAUUGAAAGCUUUUACAAAGAGUCUUGUUAAUAAUUAUUCAUAAAUAAAUAAAUAGAGGGAGAAAUUAGAAAUGGGUAGCUACCAGGACAAAUGAAGGCCAUUUGGUGACUUAAGUGAGAAAAUACUCAAAUAAAACCAGCAACAUAUAUGUUUCUUUAAAUUCAUUUUUAAUAUGUACGUAUGCACAAGUAUAUCUAAUGGAUUAUGGUCCGAAAUUGUAAAAUAAUACCAAAAUGAUUCAAGAAUGAACUUUAACUUUUAUUUAUUCGUAUGCAGAAUCCGCAUCAACUGGCUCAUAGUAACCAAAGUUUUCACACUCUGGACCCAUUUGACAAAAGGCCCUUGUUCUUUCAUUUCUCUCUGUUUCUUGUCUGUUUCGAUUUACUUACAUUAUUCUAAACAUUUUCAUAGUGUUCUGAAAAAAGUUCUUUGCAGUUUCUCGUUGCAGUUUUUCAGUAUUUCAUGGUUUUAAAAUACUGACAUGAACUGAAAACAGCUAUGGGCAUGUUGUGAAUUUUUGCGCACACAUGUUAAGUAAUCCCAAUAAUACCUUCCUCAGCCCAAAUAAAUCUCCACAAGACUAACAUAAAAUUGUAGAGUCUUCACACUGAAUCCACAUAACAAAAGACCCUUUAUUUUUGUUUCUCUCUUUUCCAUUGGCUUAUCUCAUACUCUAUGUUCUCUUAACACUUUUCAUUAGGUUUACUUACUUAUGAGAAAAAACAUUAAAUGUUUUCUCGAUAUUUUCAGUAUAAAGUAAACUUUGUCAAAUGAAAAAAUUAAAUGGUGGAUGGGUUGAAAUAUUCCAACUCCAUGCAACGUUAACAUGAAUGAAAAGAGGAGAUAUUCCAAAUGUUCCGAUAUUCCACACAUAGGUCAUUCAUAAAGAAUGGAUAUUAAAAAACAUUCUGAAAAUCUUUUUUGAAUUUUUCAAGCCCAGUUUUAGCAGGGAGCAGUAAACAUUGAUUAAAAAAAAAAAAUUAAUGGAAAAUUAAAUUGUCGUUCAGCUGUUACUUCAAGCGAUCCGUGUUCUCAACUGUUCCUCAGAAGAACCGCUGGAAGGAACAGUAUGUUUAAACAGGAAAUGACAAUAUUUCUAAACUAAGUUUCCUGUCACGAGUGCUCAUCGUUCCAUUAUAAAAAUGGGCUUGAAGAAUUCCGAAUUGAGAAAAAAGUUAAAAAGUCUUUUUUUAUUACCAAUAAUUAUGUGUGAGUAUUGAAAAAUUUGCCUCCCUCCCCCCAUGUUGGGGUUGGUAAUUUCUUAUGUCCACACUGAGAAUAAAAAUUUUUUUUAGAUAAAUAUUCAUUUACUUCAGACAACGAUUUAUUUUUUAAUAACAUUCUUCUUCAGUGAAUCCGUUACAAUAGCGGUACUCAUUAGGUUUUAAUCAGGUUAAUUAGAUUUUUCUAGAACAUAAUCAUAUUAGGAAUAACCUUGAGUGAACUAUUUCAAUAAUCAUGAGCAUUAAACAAUUCCUCGAAAUUCUUCCCUCCACAAAAUUGGAAAUUUACAGAAGUGAAAAAUCAUUAACGGAUUUCAUUAUAGUUCUGGGCAGCCUAGCCAUACUCAAGAGCAAUAGGAUUGUCAUCAUUGAACUCUAAUUAAUCCUCUGAGAAUGACUGCCUCUAAGAAAUAUAAUUUGUGAACAAUGAAUAGUUCUCUUAAGUAAAUGGAUAGUUGUCGAAAAGAAUUUUUUUCCUCUGCAAUUUCUGACUCUAUUCACUUAUUCCUCAAUAUUUAUUAAAAAGGCUCUUUGGAAAUAUUCCCUAUUUUUUCUAGUUAAAAUAUAUAUCUCUGAGGUUUUUGGGAACCCCCUAGUCCCGAAAAUCAAUUGAAAAUUGGGUGACUUUGUAAAUGAAAAAAAAAACAAAGGCGUCAUUUUUUGAAAAAGUCAAAAUAUUGAUUAUUUUUUGCAAAAUAGGUUGUUUAGUGUAUCAAAAAAUCGUGGAAUAAAUAUCAGAAAGCCUAGGAGAACCAUAGUAGUUGAGGUAAUUUUUAAAGUGCUCGCUUAUGCAUAAGGUUGAAUCGGAUAUUGAUAAUCCUAAUGUUUCCUCCAAAAUGUCGAUUUAUCGGCAAUACAAAAAAGUCAGGAACUAUCGCCAUUUCAUUUAAGCUUAUGUCUAAAUGAUAAUUUCAGAAAUUAUUUACGUUAUAAUUUUCCUAGGCUGUCGGAGAUUCCGUACGUCCUUAGAAACUUUACCACACAGACAAAAGUAAUCAUAAAAUACCAUAUCAGUAAACACGAAAAUUAUGAUUUUAAACUUGUAAAGUACGAUUUUGAAUACGUAAAUCACGAUUUGGAAAAACGUUAAUUACGAAGUCCAAUCUCGUGAUUUACGGUUCUUUUUCCGUAAUUUACGAGAUCUCAAUCACGUAACAUCCUUGUUUGAUAAGAUUGUAAAUGUAAUCGAAAAAAAAAAUUUCUGGCGGUACGAACUCGUUACGUUUCAAAUGAUUCUGAAUCAUCUGGACUCACCUUUUCAAGACAUUUUUUCAAAAAUUUCUCUCUGAAUCUUUGAUCGAUCAGCUGGUUGAUUGUGAGAUCUCGUAAAUUACGGAAGAAGCAGCGUAAACCACGAGGUCAUCCUCGUAAUUUACGUUCGUACAAAUAGUAAUUCACGUUUUCAAAAUCGCAAUUUACGUGUUGAAAAAUCUCGUAUUUUACGAUUAGUUUUUUCUUGGUGAAGGAAGGUAAUAACAAGAAACGAUAAAUUUCUUGAUUUUUUUUAACCACUCCUUAACCCUUUUAGUGCCUGGAGCCGUUAUAUCGGCUCCAGCUGUACUUGCGAAAUAGGCACCACUGUUUCGCCCGGCAGUAGAAGGGUUAAUAGGAUAGAUAAAACGAAAAAUAAAAAUCACCCUGAAUUAUUCUUUUACCACUUCGCUGAUUUUACUGUAGCAAAUUUCAAUAUUCUGUUAUUUUUUAUCAAUUUCUUUCGCUUUUUUGCGAGUUGUUGUGAUUGUGAAUGGAUUGUAAUGGAAUAAAGCGUGUUGGUAGAUCAAUGAUGAGGUUUUUUUAAGUGUUCAGAGCCCCAAGGGAUCGCCCAUCAACAAAUUUGAGUGAUGCUUUUCGCCAUCGAGAAUGUACGCUUUUGUGAAUACUCGAUCGUCGGACGAUGUCGAGAGUUGAACGUAGUCUUGCUGGAUAGCCAUAAACAUUUCGGAUAGAGUUCACUGCCCAUAAACCCACUUUGCCCCGACGAAAACAUAACGUGUCUAAAAACUAUUUCAGAAUAACAAAUUUUAAUAUUGAUCUUUUUGGAGAUUAUCCAUAGAAAACGAAAAACUUGUAACCAAUGAACUGAAUCGAAAAAUUUUUUAGCUUGCGAAUGAUUCCAUUCUUUCAAGGUAAUUAUCAACGAUUUUGAGAUAAUCGAUUUUUUUCUAAAUCAAAAAUGUCUAUUUCGUCAAUUAUCGGAAUACAGUUGAUUCAGGUGUUUUAUGAAGGAAUAAAGUGGCAGUCCCAUUACUGUGUAAUAAUCGCCGUUGAUUUUCUUUAUCAGACAGCCUCCUAUUCCCUGAAUCCCAUAGCCACCUGCUUUGUCCCUAAAAAAUUGAAAAAAAAAUCAGUUGGUUUUUGUAACGAAAAAAUGAGGAAAAAACUGUCGUUUACAUAUUCGUGAGUAUUUUAAUAACCGGGAAGUGUUGGACUGCACGCGAAACCGAGACUCCUCACGGUUUCGUCUGGAAAAUACGCUGCAGGUCAAUCUUGAUAAGACGAAAUAUCACAUAAAAAUAUUGUAUAAACUCUUCUCAAUACUGUUUGAAAGUAUCACCGAAAAACGGAAUUAUGGUAUUAUACAUGCUGGUUAUCAAAGAUUAACAUAUUGUAUGAAAUAACGGAGAAAUAGAAACUUCAAAAAUUAACAUUUUAGUGGGUAAGAGAUCCCGAUUUGUUCAAGAUGAUCACCUGCUGAUGAUGGUGAUCAUUAUAUAAUGGAUCACCUACUCCUCUUUUCGCAAUCAGAGAUUAUGUUAUUAUGUAAAUGAGGCUUCACGGUUUCGAUUUACUUAGAAGACUCUCUCAAUUAAUUAUGGGAAUUGAAUUCUAAUUUAUAUGAAGACAGUCGUUUUUCCCCUAUACGAAAGAAGGAUUCGUUCCAGAAUCAUCUACUUUCUUGGGAAAGAAAAUCUUCGCAAAAACAUAUCUCUACUUAAAUUAGAAUUCAAUUCCAAUAACUUAUUAAAAGCUAUUCCUAAUUUAAGCGAGAAACUGGAAAUCGAUCCAUACAAGGAGAGAACAACUCUGCUCUGAUUUCAAAAGGAUGAGUCCUUUAUAUAAUACAGUAUUAAAUUCUAAUAAUGAAUUUGAAAUGAUGAGAAAAUGCAAUCUCUUGAAAAAUGUUUGACUGCUCUUACAUUUAGUAGCUUCAGGUAAGUCAAUUAAAUACACCGAUGUGAAUUCAAAGCCUCCAUUGCAACUCAAGUGCAUUCUUCUUCCCCUCAUUACCAAUUACGAUCGCCUAACAAGGAUAAUAUUAUAAUUCCGUUUUUCUGUGAUAUUUUCAUUCCAUAAGAAGAUUGAUUUACAGCGUUGAGCGCUAAUUGUUAGUAAACGCGGGCUUUAUCGUGACUUUAGUUAUGUUUAACGGAAAAUCAGGGAAAGGAAAAUCGAAACAUGCCAAACCCCUUGUUCUAUUAAUAAUAAAAACGUAUACAAUUAAUCAAUCCUUGUCUCAAUUAUUAAGAAAAAGGAUUCAAUAUCUUGCAUACUUGAUAAAAUGGAAUGACGAUUAGUGGUUGAAAAGUUUCCGUCUCUAACCACUGGAAAAUAUGAAAAAAAAGAGAUAUGUGAUUAAAAUUGAAAGAUAUUUUGUUCUUUCACUUACAUUGGUUCACCGGUCGCUAUGUAGGCCCUGAUCUGCUCCUCGGAGACGUCUCCGAAGGUGACUUUCGUGCUCUCGAAGAAUUUAACUUCUUUAUUUCUGGUUUUCAAACAAACCCCUGAAAAUACUUCGUGCUCUUUGUUUUUUAAAUUAUUCAGUAUCCUAAAUGCAUCAGCUUUAUCCUUUGGUUUUCCGUAGAUCGUCUCACCCAUUGUGACGAUCGUGUCCGCCCCGAUGAUUAACUCUGGCGACUUCUGAUCAUUUUUCAGCCGUUGGAACACCUCUUGGACUUUGUAAUAAGCCAGGUCCUGGACGUAUUCUCCGUGAGUUUUAUACCUCGCUCGAUCCAGAUUUUCAUCGUAAGUUGAAGGAAUGCACUCAGCGUUAAUUCCCUAAAGAAUAAUUACCAUUAUUACAUCGGAUGGUGUUUUUAAAGACAAUUUUAUUGAAUUUACACAGUCACGAUCAGUCGAAUAAAGUCAACACCGCCAAUGAUUCACACUUUUCAAACGAAGUUUUUAAUAACUCAUUGUUAUGAUAAAGGCUAUUCAUUCAAAUUUAAUUCCAAACAUUGUCCUUAUGUUGCUAUCAACAACUCUUAUGAGCGUGAAUUUAUCUGGAAAACUGAUAAAAAAUCAAUCAAAAGUGCCAUAACUUUAUGAAGAAUUCACCAGUUUGAUUGAAAUUUCAGUUGACGUGUCGCAGUAUUUUCUAAAUUUCUCAAAAAUAAAAAGCAAAAAAUGUAGAUGAAAAUUGAAACUUUUCAUUGAAUUUUGAUUUCCAUUGUGGAAACUCGAAAAAGCGUGAAAAGUUUUUUCCAAGUUCUACAAACCGAUUACAACACAAAAUUGUAACCAUAAAUAUGCUCAUUUUUUUCGCUCAGCGAUAACAGUUGUGAGAGAUAAUUACUUUUUUUAAUUGUUCAGUGUAUUCCUUAUCAAGUUUAAAUACUUUUCGAUCAUCACAUUUUUCUGUUCUGUCAAUUCAAAUACUGAUAGUUUAAUUUUCCUGUAAUUUCCGAGAUUUUGAUGCAAUACCACCUGUUUAACUCACCAAAUUUUUAAUUAUCUCAUGCCGUCUCGGUGAUCCGCUUGCUAAAACCACUCUAGUGGUCAACGCCUGCACCGUUGGCUCCAACAUCCCGGAUUAAAUACUGCAAAAUUUAUUACAUUCUUUUGAUCAAUAAAUUUAUCGUACCAAAAUCCACGAAAAUCCCAAAAAAUCAGUUUUAAACUAAAGAAUUCCCGUGAUUGCCUCAGAAUUUGUUAAAAAAUGAAAAACAUCAACGAACUUUCAUAAUGUUAAUUAAUAGUGUAUUAAAUUGUAUAUUUUAUUAUUGUUCAGAAUUAAUUGAAUUGAAAACUACAUAAUUCCUAGAAAAGCGUAGUGAAAAUCAUAAAGUCUUAAAAAAAGCAAUCAACAAUUCGGCAAUUAAUAAUCAAAUGUAAUAUUUACUAAAUCUGUCGUCUUUGUUUUCAUCGCCACAAAGUGACUGAUAACCUCGAAACGUUUAGAAAGACCUUUACAAAUGCUUAAAAAUCAGGAAAAAAUAUUGAAAAAUACAUGGAAAGACAGUUGAAUACCUCAAUCAACGAUACGUAAUUUCCAAAAAUAAAAAAAAAAUUUCACGACAACAAAAGGCGGUUAUUUGACCCAAAUAAGAGUUUAUGGGAACAUUGCCAACGUUUAUGGAGAAGCAACCCAAAUUACUUAGUCAACAAGAACCCUAAUUAGAAAAGUUAAUCUAUGUACUCGAUUGUACAUCGUUAGUAUCCAAUUGUACAGUCAACUAUAAUGUUUGUACAUGAACUAAUUAGCGGGGACUUGGUUGUAAAUUUUCAACGUGAUGCCGGUCGACAACGCUGACGGGUGACUUGAUGGCUACUCGAUGGUUAGUCGAUUGGCCAUCGACUUGAAAUUAUUUUAAUCGAUAUAUAACCUCAAACUGCCAUUACAGAUUACAACAAAAAUAAUUAUUUGGUAAUGACCCAACCCAAUUACCGCACUUCGUUGAUUGUAUCCGUCGGCUGGUAAUUAUGUUUGAUUAUAACAAAACCAUUAUUUCAACAGUUUAUUCAUGUUCAGGAUUUAGUAUCACGUGAUCCUCUCCAACCGGGUCUUAAUAAGUAAAUGUAUCCAAUCAAGUAAAUAAAAAUCUUUUCCGAAUUAGGGAGUGUACAAACGAAAUCGUUAGCUGUACAAUCAUGUACUAACGAUCUCCAAUUAGAUACAUAACGUUAUUUGUCUAAUAAAUCCACUUGUCUAUUAAGUACUUUACGAUCUAACGUAGCUAAAAUCUUUCAGACUUAUUCAUUAUGAGAAGUCGCCGCAAUCUCAAUUGCAACUGACACAUUAUUAUUUUUACGAGACUGAUCACCGUAUUUGAAUUUCCCGCGUCGAACAUGGCCAUAUUCCGAUUACAUAUUGACCAAUGAGGGGAAAGUUUGACACAUGAAGUUAGCCCAUGGCUUAUGUGGCUAACUUAACUUAUAUUCUUGAGGUUUCUUGGGUAGAAUUAUUAUAACUAUUAUGCCAGCCCGGCAGUGAUGCCAGAUGGGGGCAAAAAUCCCACGCGUGGGAGUUUCAUGCGCAACUCCCUCGCGCACCUACCGCUACGGGGUAUGCCAAAUCCCAUGCGUGGGACUUUCAUGCGCAGCUCCCUCGCGCAACUACUGCUACUGGGCAUGCGCGCGACCACAGGCUCAAAUCAAAGGUGGCGGAUUUAAUCAUUUCUAUUCGCUAUUUCUAAUAAUUUCUAUAAGUAUAAUACAAUAAGAAUCUAAUCUACAUCAUGUAGAAUCUAGGUACUACAUUAAUUGAUUUUAACAAAAACAAAUACAGUACUUUCUUUAUUUGAUAUUUGUCUUUUUUUGAGGCUUACCAGGGCAACAUAGAUAUAUAUACACACAUAUAUAUAUGUACUUGCAUUCUUCCGCUUUUCGAUGCUCUUUUCAUUUCUCGAUUGUGACAGAUGUCAAACCCAGGAAACGCAAUAAGCUUGGUACUGAUUGCCUCAAGUCGAUUUGUCAGAUACGGUCCUCUAAUCAGUGUCACAAAGUCGAUUGCACUACUUUUCAAGUACAUCAGGAUCAUCUCGAUUUACAUAAUUCAAAUAAUUUGUAUCCCAAACAAUAUUCCUAAAGUGAGAAAAGUAUUUUUAGUUUAGUAGAAAGGAUAAUUUCAAGUAUUUUCGCCUAUUAAAAAGUCAACUCUUUCAAACUAUUAUAAUCAUCAUCUGCUCAUUAAACUCAGGUUCUCUCGAGGAUUCUAUACAACAUGAAAAACCAUUCAAUUAAUCUAUUUUUUCAGAACCAAACGGCCCUUUUUAGGGCCCCCAAAUGAUAAACGUGGAAAACUCAAUAAAGUUUUGUUAAUAAUAUCCUGAUCUUUUUUUAAAAUGAUUGCGUAAUAUUAAUUCUAUUUUUCGUUUGUGACGAAAAAAAAUUAUAUAUUCCCAAAAUUGACGCUCUUGGCCCGUGACCCACCCCCUUGUGACCCUCGGGACGCUUGACCCAUACCCAAGUGAUCCUCGCAUUCCUUGACUUUUCCAUAAAAUUCCCUCCUAACAUUUCAUCCAUCCCCCCUUACCCUCAUAACCCAUCAAACAUUACUUGAUAGAAUUCAAGUGUUUAAACGUGGCGCCAAGCAACCUGCGCCCUAGCUAGAGCGCAGUGGUACGCGGAGUGGGGCAGUGGGAGACGUGUGGGUCCCGCAUCUGGCAUCACUGCAGCCCGGUGAUUAUUCAAGUUAUUCUCCAGGUGACAUAUAUCGCUACUCAUGGGCCACUCAACCAUUACCUUUACAUCUUCGAUUGCCAGCAACAGAAAAAUAACUGACACAGAUUGGUCAGGAACUCGUCACGCGCUGAAUUAAUCAAUAUUCCGUGUUUUUUUUGGAUUUGAGGAAUUGAUAAUCAGUACGAGUGUCAUGGAGAACGUUCUGGAUGAGAUUGUCUCUUCGGAGGACCUCAAAAAGGACUAGUAGGUACGGUAGCUCUAGUAAUUGUGGUUAUUGCAAGCUUCUUCGGCCUAUGGAUUAUAGUGGACAAAAGCUCCAGAUCUUAGCCAAUGAAUUCUUCGCAAUUCUGAAUGACGAUGCUUGUACCUGUACCAAAAACUACUAUAAAGAAAAUUCGAAUACCAUCGAAGGUCCUCAAGAAUCAUCUCCGGAGAUGUUGAAGUAAUCACACAAUUGAAGAAAUCAUUAGUGAAGUUUUAAGCUGCAGAAGAGGGACUAGAUUUUAUCUAUCUUACUUUGGUAAUAUCUCCAAAGCUUUCAAACGAAUGCCAAAAGAUUUUUUUUUAGACAAUUAAGUCCCGGAAAACUAUCUUGUGACAUUUCUUUCUAAAUCGAAUCAUUAUCGACAUAAUUACGUGAUUAACAAAUGUGGUGUUGAGUCGAUGAGUGGCAGGACCGUUUUGUUAACUAGGUAAUUAUUUUCCUCAUAAGUGAUUUAAGAACAAAAUUUAUGAGAACUUUUUUUGUGAACAACUGAUUUGUUAGCAAAAAACUUCUGCGGUGUUUCCUCUUGAAAAUCUUCCCUUAGAAGCUAUCCCAAAAAUACUUAGGAUACUCUCAUCUGAAGCUUAUCACUUGACUAUAACAUCAGAAAAUUCAUUGAAAAAAUGGGGUUUUAAGUAUUGGAGACAUUCCAAACGCCACGAAAAAUGAAAAAAUUCUCUCGUCUUCUUAUUUUUCCGUUUUGUACAGCUUUCUUAAGUUAUUUGAACGAUUAUUUUAAAAAAUCAAAAAAGAAAUAUAAAAUGGAUUAACUAACAUAUAAUAAAAAGAGGGGGAUUAACUAUGUGCUUGAUUGAUAUACCGCAGCAUUGAUGUACUUGAAAUUUUUCUAUAAACACCAAAAUGAAAUCCCAAUUCUCUUCAUUAAUAAUUUUUCCGUUGAUUGAAAUGAAUGAAAAAUUUAAUAUUCCGUUGAAACAUUGCAAAGAUUUCCAGAACCAUUGUACUAAACAUGAAUUUGUUGUUUUUUCGAGAUUGGAAAUGUUAAUCAUACGAUUUUUUAUUUGUUCUAAUGAUUUUUGUAACUUGACGAAAAUAAAAUGUUUCAAGUUUCAAUA
Molecule: messenger RNA, 13306 nt
Organism: Diachasmimorpha longicaudata
Lineage: Eukaryota; Metazoa; Arthropoda; Insecta; Hymenoptera; Braconidae
Product: transmembrane protein 120 homolog
Exons: 9
Coding region: 844-1800 (318 amino acids)
Cellular component (GO): membrane
Source: RefSeq, a predicted model, not a curated record